AUGACUCCUAGUAGUAUGCAUUCACCAAUGAAGGAGAGGCACUAUCAGAAUUAUGAUAAGGAUAAUGAUGGAACGGUUCAAGAGUAUACACCAUCAGAUCCAAGGUUUGAUAGAUCCAAAUUAAGUGAUUGUCAAUUCAUUGAACAACUUUUGUUUGAGAAUAGAGAACUUAAAGCAUUAUUAGAAAGACAGAAUAAAACAUUAGAAAGAUUGAAUAUUGAAUUAGGUCAUACUAAUAACAAUCAUAAUAACAAUAAUAAACGUCAUCAUAUAAAUGGUAAGGUAACCCAGACAGAAUUAUUACCUCCUAAUUCUCCUCCUGAAAAGAUUAUAACGUCUCAAAAGUCUACCAAAUCAAUCCAUUCUUCUGAUGACACACCUCAGUCACCUACUAGAAGAGCAGCACCACACACACAAAGAAGCAAACAAAAGGAGCAACAAGUGUUAGAAUCCCAGGAUUCAAUAUCAAGUAAGGAUUCUAUUACUAAUGGUAUACCAAUGAGAUCAUCUAGACGAGGUAAAGGUUCUUCCGAUAUCCUUUCAUCGAAAGAUAUAACUGUCGAUAGUAUUCCAAAUUCCUUGAAUAAUUUAUCUAUUGCCGAUGAAAAUGAUACAGGCUCACUAUUGUCAAGUUAUGAACAUGACGAUGUGGCGGCAUUAUCAAAAGAUAGCUUUAUAGCCCCACCACACUCUCUGGCCAAUCCUUCUCCAGUUCCAGUAAGAGCAACCGAAAGCAUAGAAUCUCAUGAAGACACUACUAUAAAAUCACAUUACGGAAUUCUGGAUUCAACAGGAACAAGCGCGACUUCAGCAAUAUCUAGAGUCUAUUCAGAAGAGAAGGGAAUAAGUCGAAGUUCUAGUAGUGUAGGGUCUACCUAUAAAUCAUCGAGAAUUAAAUUACCACCAAAUUCAGCCCAUCAAGCCAAAUCUAAUACAACAGUCGAUUCAAUUGCAGAUAUGGCUCCAGUAGCCUUAAAGUCACCUGUGAUGUAUCAACAAUCACCAUCAUCUACUACAGGUUCCCGAUAUGAAUCUCCAACAAGCCAAACAGCUCCAUCCUUUGCCAGUCGGAAUGACGCACUUGCCAGUCCUGAUAAGUUUGGAAAUAAAUUCACUAUGAAACUAAAUGAUAUCCCCAAUCCAUUGAUUAAAGAAGAAGGAACUAAGUCACAAAUUUCAUCACCAUUACCAGGUUCAUUUAUUCAUUGUAAUGAUUCGCCUGUACAACAAUUGGCUCCUCCCUACGAACCAGGUUCAUUAAGACCAUCAUUCAAGUCCCCACCAAUGCCAUCUAGUGCUGUCUAUGGUGAUCACCCACUGACUCCUGGAUCUAGUUUCAAUGUUAUCCACUCUAGUACUAUGGAGAUGGAUGAAUCCUCCUUAUUUAUAAAACCAGAUGAGUUCCAAACAAUUUAUGUUUUUGUGAUAAGUACAAUCAAUGUUAAUUCUGAACAUCAAACAACCAAGAAAUCAGACGAUCCAAAUAUCACAAUGACUAUAAAUGAUCGUGCAACGGAUAAGGAAAUGUGGAGAAUUAGAAAAACUUAUUCGCAAUUGUGUACUUUUGAUACUGAAAUUCGUCCAAUUAUUGAAUAUUUUGGAUUGCCACCAUUACCUGAUAAAACAUUAUUUGUUUCCACAACACCAUCCAAGAUUGAAUCAAGAAGAUCAGCCUUACAGAAUUAUUUCGGUACCAUAUUCCGAAUGCCUCAUUUACCUCGGAUGGUCGUUUAUAAAAUAUGUUCUUUCUUAUCAUUAGAUUUCGUGAAUCCAUUAGAUGAUUUCAAGAGUGGAGCAAGAAAGGAAGGAUUCUUAAUUAGACGAUAUAAAGGUCUUGGAAGUACCUGGAAGAUUAGAUGGUGUCAAGUAGAUGGACCAUAUCUUGAAAUAUAUGAAAACCCGGGUGGACCAUUAAUUGAGCUGAUUCCGUUAACUGGAGCCCAAAUUGGACGACAAUCUUCUGAAUCAAUAGUUGCCGAAGAUAAAGGAUACAGACAUGCGUUUUUGGUUAUGGAGGGUCAUAAAUCACUGAAAUUACAAUCGUCAUUACCAAAACAUUUCUUCUGUGCCGAGACUGAUCUUGAACGUGACGAAUGGGUGAAUGUUUUAGUUGAAUUUAGUGAUAAUGAUCAGAAUUCUCCAAGACAAGGAGGAGCAUAUGAAUUUGCCGAAACACCCAGCAGUACACGAUAUGAGAGUUUUAAUAAUGAUGAUAUAAUGGAUUCAAAGAAAUAUCUCCAUACUCCAGCAUCGUAUGCAAAUACAUCAAAUGAUCAAAUGUCAACAUAUACCUCGGCGUCGAAUGAAGAAAUACCUACCAAAGAACAAAAGAAAGCCAGAAAGAAGAGUUUUUUCCCCUGGGGUAGAAGCAACGCUGGCGCCAUUCCUCUCGAGCUUGAUGAAACUGAUAUGACUGCCGCUUCCCUGCAGUCAACAACAACACAGAUCGUGCCUAAUGAAACCUCGAUGCAACACUACUUGAAUCAAUUGAACCUAGAUGAAGACGUUGCCAAGACAGUAUUUGGAAGAAAUGUAGAAGUGGCCUACGAAUUAUCAAAUCAUGAAUAUAUGGGCAGACGAAUCCCGAGCGUUUGUUUCAGAUGUAUUGAUUACCUCAACAAAACUGGGGCUGUAUUUGAAGAAGGGAUAUUUAGAUUGAGUGGUUCUGCAUCUACAAUCCGACAAUUGAAAGAACAAUUCAAUACUCAUUAUGAUAUUGAUUUAUUUGAUUGUUCAUUGAAGCCGGAUAUACAUACAGUAGCGGGAUUGUUUAAGACGUAUUUACGUGAAUUACCAUGUCCGAUAAUGGGACUUGAGACAUAUAAUCAUUUGAAUUCACUUAUUUAUAAUAAUAAAUCAUCAUCGCCAUCUGAGAUUGCGAUUUUGUUUAGGGAUUAUUUUAAUGAUUCUGUAAAUGUUGAUCAAAUCCAUUAUGAUAUUUGUUAUGUUAUUUUUAAGUUUUUGAGACUGGUGAUUUCCCAAAAUCAAUCCAAUAGAAUGAAUUUGAGAAAUGUAUGUAUUGUAUUCGUACCAACCUUGAAUGUUACUUUGGAAGUGUUGAGUACAUUUUUGGUUGAUUUUGAAUGUAUUUUCGAAAAGGGGAGACCAAUCCUGGAUGAUAGAAGAGAGAUUUUGGAUCUUCAUAUUCCUAAUUUUUGA
Hemisphaericaspora subhashii is the source of this 3159-nucleotide messenger RNA. It is a transcript of the gene BEM3, whose product is annotated as Bem3p. Gene Ontology annotation, molecular function: phosphatidylinositol binding. Gene Ontology annotation, cellular component: cytoplasm. The coding region runs from base 1 to 3159 and encodes 1052 amino acids. The transcript has a single exon. The record is from RefSeq and is a predicted model, not a curated record. Lineage: Eukaryota; Fungi; Ascomycota; Pichiomycetes; Serinales; Debaryomycetaceae. Gene Ontology annotation, biological process: regulation of GTPase activity; signal transduction.